Molecule: messenger RNA, 1770 nt
Organism: Ciona intestinalis (vase tunicate)
Lineage: Eukaryota; Metazoa; Chordata; Ascidiacea; Phlebobranchia; Cionidae
Source: RefSeq, a predicted model, not a curated record
GACAGACUAGGCAAUUCAUGGUAAAAUUGCAAAGAUAGAAUAAAAUCAAUGGACAACUGCAUAAAAUUGAGUGAACUAAAAGUUGACCCUAUUGCACUUGCUCCAAUUGGACAAGGAAGCUAUGGAACAGUUUACGAAGCUUGGCAUAACCGCCAUCACUCAGUUGCUGUGAAGAUUUGCCGUAUACAUAUGGAUGAACAGAAUUUUCAAGAAGAAAAAGAGUUAAAUAAAAGGGCCACCGAUGAAAAUGCAUGUGUUCCUUACUUUGGUUUUAUUUCGGAAUACUACCGUGGCUUGUUAUAUAAUGGUCUUGUGUUCAAAUUCAUGGAGUGCGGCUCCUUGGGUGAUCUUCUGCAUAGGCACAAUGUGUAUCCAGACAACUGUCUCGCCUUUCGAAUGCUGCACGAAAUAGCAGUUGCAAUGAACAAGUUGCACGAGAUAAAUGCGGAUCAAAGAUUGUUGCAUUGUGACCUGAAGCCUUGCAAUAUUUUACUUGAUAUAGAUCUUCAUGCACAUGUAAGGUUAAAGUUUCGGUGCCGUGGCAAAGUGAUUACUGAUUUUGGUGCUGCCCGAUUCUCAACAGUGACCGAGAAUAGAGAUCGAGUAAUAAAACAGGAUCCUAACAGCAUGAGAACUAUAGCAUACUGUGCACCAGAAUUUUUUAGUGACAACUUCAGAAGAACUUCAAAAUAUGAUGUGUACAGUUUCUCCAUUCUUGCUUGGGAAUUACUUGCUCGUGAGAUACCUUACAGAGGUCAAUCAAACAAUGACAUUCCGCCUAGAGUUUUAGCAAAUUGUAGACCUGACCUGAACUUAUUAAGAGGCACAAUAGACAAUUAUGAAGCUUUUGAACAUUUUUUAAGAAGAUGUUGGGCUCAAAAUUCAAAUGACAGGCCAACCUUUCUUGACAUUGCAACGGAAUUGAAACCUCUAACACAUACGGAUGAAGAAGUAUUACAACAUGCUGUUAUGCAAGCAAAACAAGAACUUCUGACAAAAUUGAACAGACUGUCAUUCCAACGAAGCUUAGAAAACUAUAGGUAUAAUUUUACGGAAGUUUUCACGGGACAUCACCCAACAGCAGAGCAAAGUAAAAGAAUGGAGAUUGGUGAUAAUUUGGCAGCACAACCCGACAAUAACCAGCAUAUAGCGCAAAAUGAAAAUGAUCAGCUAUCUGUUGGAGAUCGCAACUUAACUGAUGAAGAUUGUAGACGGCUUGGAAAGAACUAUGCACGCUCUUGGGAAACACUGGCUUCUGAUCUUGGCAUUUCAUUUGCUCAAAUAGAUAAUAUCAAGCAAGAUCACAGGAGAAAUGAAGAAAGAAAAAUAGCUGUGUUUCAAAAAUGGAAAGAAAUAGACCCAAAUCCAACAGUCCGUAACCUUAUCCAAAAACUGCGCCAAAUCAAAGUUGAUAUUGACUGUUAUUCGUUUCUGGAUCCUGACAGAGUUAUUCGUGAUGAUCUAAGAAAUGAAGGAGCUUAGAAUUAGAUAAAUAUACUUUUUUGCCCAAUCACUGUAUUUGUAUACAAUUUUACAAUCUAUUAAAAUGAUUUUUAAAUAUGCCGGCCUGUGUCUAUAAUGUUUGAAGCAAACAAUCAUUUUCUAAUUGGUUUAGGUUCAAUUUUUUUAAUGGUUGUUUUUUUAUAAUAUUAGUGAACUUUUUACUAGUUGUGGCCAAAUUCUGUUUUAAUAUUGUCUUAUUUUAUGUCGUGUGUAAAUGUUCCUGAUUAUCGAAUGAGAUUGAAUAGAAUAAAUUAUUCAAAAAACUGU